AUGGCUCCCAAAUCUUCAACUGCCUCCCUCAGCAUCCUCUUCUUCUUCAGCGCUCCUUUUCUUCUUUUUCAGCCGCCAUCAUCGAUGGCUGACCCACUUCCUGCCGACAGAGAGAGCGAUAUCGGCGGUCGACGUCACCAAAGGAAGGAAGUUACUGCAGACGGCGGGAGCCGCACUUCCUUUCCCUCCCCUCCAGGUGGCGAGUAUACUGUCAAAGUGUCAGCCAAUGGGAGGCCGUGCGUCAUGUUCCAGGCCAGAAAGUUGGCGCUACGCUACGAGAGGCGCAAGCAAGUGGACCUGACUGAGCGAGCCUUCUCACCUCGAAAGUCCGUUGACACCAGCCAGUCACUGUGCCGUCACGACAUGGCCACGCUGGUGAUGACGUUUGGAGAUGUGGAUGAUUUGCGAGGCCUGUCCAUUAGAAUGCAUCUGUCCAAUACCUUCUACGAGUCUUCAGGCCAGUGGUGGUUCUCGGUGGACAGUGUGUCAUUGCUCUACAACAGCUCGCAGGAAGCUGUCUUCAACGCCAGCGAAGUCUAUGCGCCGUCCUCGUCCUCAUACCACUGCUCGCACGUUAGCAGCCUGGAGCGCCACAGCGCCCUCCUCAGGCCUGGCAGCGACCGCGCCCGCCGCUGGACGCUGACCUUUACCGACUUCCAGAUUCAGGCUUUUAACGUGACGUCCGGCGGCUUUUCCCCGGCCAGCGACUGCGCCGCCUUCUUGACGCCAGCCAUCUUGAUGGGGUUGGUGACAUCGCUCAUUCUGCUACUGGUUCUGGCCUACGCGAUGCAUCUGCUCGUGCACCUCAACCGCAUCGAGAACGAGCGCGAGCGCAAGGCGCACGCACGCUACCUCUACGAUCAUGAACAGCUAGAACGCUGCUGUGCCGAAAAUGCGGACGAUAAAGAGGCUUCCUAG
This is a messenger RNA of Nerophis lumbriciformis (worm pipefish), 918 nucleotides long. The record is from RefSeq and is a predicted model, not a curated record. Lineage: Eukaryota; Metazoa; Chordata; Actinopteri; Syngnathiformes; Syngnathidae.